This is a messenger RNA of Corythoichthys intestinalis (scribbled pipefish), 4221 nucleotides long. It is a transcript of the gene dyrk1b, whose product is annotated as dual-specificity tyrosine-(Y)-phosphorylation regulated kinase 1B. The transcript is spliced from 13 exons. The coding region runs from base 1774 to 3999 and encodes 741 amino acids. Gene Ontology annotation, biological process: peptidyl-threonine phosphorylation; positive regulation of DNA-templated transcription; peptidyl-serine phosphorylation. Gene Ontology annotation, molecular function: ATP binding; protein serine/threonine/tyrosine kinase activity; protein serine/threonine kinase activity. Lineage: Eukaryota; Metazoa; Chordata; Actinopteri; Syngnathiformes; Syngnathidae. Gene Ontology annotation, cellular component: nucleus. The record is from RefSeq and is a predicted model, not a curated record.
GCAGGGUGGGGAGCAGUGUGGGAGAGAACACAGAUUCUGUAUAACGGAGAAACACUGGGCAAAGGAAAGGGAAAGAUCCGAGAAACAUGACUCGAGAUUGCCCUUGUGAAGGUUUCCACCUCGAAGGAUUACAAAAAAACUCACGGAAUAGCAAGAAGGGCUCAGCGGCAAGAAGGCGAGGACACUAAAGUGAACGAAAGGGGAGCGGAAGGGGAGGAAAGAGGCGCGCCGCCGGGAAGGCAUCCAGGGUAUCUGACAGCAAACUCAGGAACUUCACUGUAUUUGGUGGACUUAAAGACAGUUUGAGGAUUUUGUGUCCUUGAAGACGCCGUGUUUAAUUGUGAUUACCUCAAAGAGCCGAUCUGUUCCCGGACCGAGUUGUGCUCCGCUUAACAUCGGAGGGACCGUGUCACCGAUUGGUAACGCUACAGUCACGUCGCUAGCGUCCUGUGUGCUUUCCACAGGGAACGUUCGGCGAUCUAACACCAAAUACUGGAUCGAAACUCAUUUUUUCUUCUUUGGUUUACCCCUUGUCAAACACGUUGCCGUGUGAGUGUGGAAAUUCUGUCUAAGGAACUUUUUGUGGAAGUACAUGCGUUGCGGUGGACUGGUUUUCCUCUAGAUUUUGGAGCACUUGUCAAGAUCCAAACCUGAUUUAAAGUCUAUUGGAUUUUUGUUGUUGUUCUUGUUGUUGUUAUUGAGGGGAUCCUUCUACUGGCAGAAGUCUGCCACUUUCGUCUCUAGUCAGGUGAUGGACUUCUGCUCAGAGUGACCACAACACUGAAGACUCUUUGGAGCUUUGUCUCCACUGCUCAUGUGACACUAGUAGAUGACGGCGAGUCUCCGGAUUUUAAUCCGAGAGAGAACCUCUCUACACUGUCCUACACUGACCAGUGUCCAGUCCCCCAGAAAGUGCUGGUAAUUGGACCUAUUUUUAGAGGGAGGGAUGGGGUAAAAGCAGAAAGCAAGAAAUUAAACUCCCCUCCUUUUUUUCUAUCCCUUCCACUUGUUCUAGUGGACUCGCAAACGACUAAGACAGCAAAUCAUCAAUUCGACAAACUUUUUCGAAUGAAUAAUCUGAGUGAGAUCGGCCAGAACCAUUUUGACGGGAGUCUUACCAGCCUGGGAAUACCUGCUGCAGUGGAUUUUGCGCUGGACAGAAAAAGCCCAUUUUGGAUUACAAAUUGAAUAUGUCUGAUGAACUUCAUCUUUCCUACUUAGGGUACAUCCUACCCAGGACAAUGCUCAUGGGGUUAGGAUUGAUGAGAGAGUAGAAAUCUUAGCAUUCUAGAAUUGUAGGACCUACUUUUUGACUACCUAAAAUAAACUACCAGCAAUCUGGAUCAGUGCAAACUUCCACCGUAAAGAAACAAGCAAAAUCUACCCUGAUAACCAAAUAUUACCCACGUCCCCCCAGCCACAGAGAAAAAGAUUAUAUAUGUAGAUCUCUAUAUCUAUAGCGUAACUCUUUACAUCCUUUAUAUUUUUACUUAAGAUAGACAAGCUGCCUGUACACCAAUUGGUUGCCUUAGAAACCACAGUAACAAAGAAAGAAGCUAGAGAAGACGGUGCCUUUUGAUUGGAUUGGUUGGUUUCCCACCAUUUCAAGAUUGACUGAGUUGGUCAGAUUAACUGUUUGAGCAAACUCUGGGAUUGAAAGCACGCCUCAUGAAGGUUACUUAAGAGCCCCUCCCCACACAAAGGCCGCCCACCUAUGAAAUCAUUUGAUUGAUUGGGUUUCCCUUCUGGAUUGACCUUUUGCUGAGUGUUUCCAUGGUGAUCACAUCAUCAUCUGUGGAGGACAAGACUGUGCCCCUUUGCAGAAUGGUCCAAUCACAACCCUGGGUCGCCUCUGCCCUCCAUCGUGACAAUAAAAGUGUAAGCAGCUCAGGAUGUCCGCCCACCUCCACCUCCUCCUCCUCCUCCUCCUCCUCCUCCUCUACUGCCCAGGGCUUCUCCCUCGCUGAGCCAGCCAUGACCAGCCAGCACACUCAUACACACCCCUCCUUCAGCUCCAUCCACUCCAUGGCCGAACAGCAGCAGGUGCUGUCUGAUAUGACCAUACUUCAGCGAAGGAUUCCCCCAAGUUUCAGAGACCCUGCCAGUGCCCCAUUGCGGAAACUCUCUGUAGACCUCAUCAAAACAUACAAGCACAUCAAUGAGGUGUAUUAUACUAAAAAGAAGCGGCGGGCCCAGCAGGUCCCUCCUGAAGAUAGCAGUACAAAGAAGGAGAGAAAAGUCUACAACGACGGCUAUGAUGAUGACAAUUACGAUUACAUCGUCAAAAAUGGAGAAAAGUGGCUGGACCGCUAUGAGAUAGAUUCGUUGAUUGGAAAGGGCUCCUUCGGACAGGUGGUGAAGGCCUACGACCACCAUGAGCAGGAAUGGGUCGCCAUCAAGAUCAUCAAGAACAAAAAGGCAUUUCUAAAUCAGGCACAGAUUGAACUUCGACUGCUGGAGCUCAUGAACAAGCAUGAUACUGAAAUGAAAUAUUACAUAGUCCACCUGAAGCGUCACUUUAUGUUUAGGAACCAUCUUUGUUUGGUGUUUGAGUUGUUGAGCUACAAUCUGUACGAUCUGUUGAGGAACACCAACUUCAGAGGGGUCUCCCUUAACCUCACUCGAAAAUUUGCACAGCAGCUCUGUACAGCAUUAUUAUUCCUAGCCACUCCAGAACUGUCAAUUAUCCACUGCGACCUGAAGCCAGAAAACAUCCUUCUGUGUAAUCCCAAGAGAUCUGCCAUCAAGAUAGUUGACUUUGGAUCAUCCUGCCAGCUCGGGCAGAGGAUCUAUCAAUAUAUCCAGAGCAGGUUUUACCGCUCCCCAGAGGUUCUGUUGGGAAUGCCGUAUGACCUGGCAAUUGACAUGUGGUCUCUCGGAUGCAUCUUGGUGGAGAUGCACACAGGAGAACCUCUUUUCAGUGGCUCCAAUGAGGUUGACCAGAUGAACAAAAUUGUUGAAGUGUUGGGGGUCCCUCCCAGCCACAUGUUAGAUGCAGCCCCUAAAGCCAGAAAGUAUUUUGACAAGCUAUCAGAUGGGCUAUGGACAGUGAAGAAGAACAAGGAUGUCAAGAAGGAGUACAAGCCCCCAGCCACUCGGCGUCUUCAUGAGAUAUUGGGUGUAGAGACUGGAGGUCCAGGUGGACGAAGAGCAGGUGAACCAGGGCAUGCUCCCUGUGACUACCUGAAAUUUAAAGACCUGAUCCUGCGCAUGCUGGACUAUGACCCCAAAAGCCGCAUCACGCCAUUCUACGCCCUGCAGCACAACUUUUUCAAGAAGACCACAGAUGAAGGAACGAACACUAGUUCAUCAACAUCCACCUCUCCCGCCAUGGACCACUCCCAUUCAACCUCUACUACUAGCUCUGUUUCUAGCUCUGGUGGCUCCAGUGGUUCCUCCAAUGACAACCGCAACUAUCGCUACAGUAACCGAUAUUACAACUCUGGUGUGACACAUUCAGACUAUGAGAUGACCAGCCCUCAGGCUCCAUCCCAGCAGCAGAUGAGGAUGUGGCCAGGCAGUGAUGGUGGAGGUGGGGGUCAGGACCCAGCGUACACCCAGUUGCUGCUCCACAAGCCGGCCGCCUCUCAACAACACCAGCGCCACUUCCUGGACCAGCCCCAUCACCCCCACCCGACCUACUCCCACCACGGGAACGGCGGGCGCGGCCUGCGACAGGGCGGACAGACGGGCAUCGGCGGAGGGGGGGGCCAGCAGGGAUCCUCGCCCCAGAUGAGUGACAGCAUGGAUGUGGGCGUGUCCCUAGGGCUGCACCACCUGGGGGCGGUGUCUUCCAUGGAGGCGUCGCAGUUCGGCUCCGCCUCCCUACCCCUCGCUCUGCCCAUCGGACUGUCCGCCUUCCGGACUCGGACGGCCGCCGCCGCCCCCGGGCCGCAAGCCCCGCCCCCCGAGGACUACUAUCCCGCCUCCAACAACAAUAAUCCCGCGGCGGGGGGCAGAGGGAGGCCGGACUCGGACGAGGGACCGGCCAACUCUUGAUAAAACCUGAACCAUGCCCUAAAGCCAUACAAUUUUAACUACAACUACGACAACUACACACAUACAGCCAGAGUUGAGAGACAAAGACAUUAACUUUGUGCUGAAGGAGACAGUCUGUACUGCAUGAGAGGAGGAGGAUGCUGGGAAAACUCUCCUUUUUAUCCCGUUUUACUUUUUUGUCCUUUGUUGCGACUGUCAUUUAAAAAGGAAUGAUUGUGACAA